CAAAAGAGAUUAACGCCACCCAAAUGAGACAUUACAUGUCAACUGUGUUUGCAAACUUGGAUGUACCGGAGACAGACAGGCAGGCUUUUUAUAGACACAUGGGCCAUUCAGAAGAAAUCAAUAAACAUGUUUACCAAUGUCCAUUGGCUGUUCAAGAAAUUACAAAAGUUGGAAAGUUUUUUUAUCUUAUGGACAAAGAUGGUAUUAAAGCUUAUCCUGAUUCUCAGUCAUUACCAGCAAAAAUGCAAAAUGCUGACCAAGAAGAUGUUGCGGGUACUUCAUAUGACAAUAGUGGUGGUACUGAUGAAAAUACAGAUAUAACAGAGAGUGAUGAGGAUUCAGGUUCAAGUUCAAGUUUUGGAAAAGCAAAGAGAGGGAAAAAAAGAAAGAAUAGAGUCAUUAAAUACAGUUCUUCAGAGGAUGAUUCUAGUCCACAAAGUGAUGACAGUUCUGAUGAAGGCAACAUUCAACAAAAGAGAGGAUUGAAAAGAAAGAGCAAAGAUGAGGAAAUUGAAGAAGAAAUUGCAGAACUAUUUAGAACAAGAAAGAAAGGAAGACGAUAUGUUCAAUGGAGUGAGAAAGAUUCAAACACUGUAAAAUCCUACUUCAAACAAUAUAUCCAGGAUGUAUCUAAAGAAGGUGCAAAAGGGAGAAUGCCUGGUUUUAAGGACAUAAAAAUAUUUAUGGAGUUAUGUCCAAAUGUAAUGGCACAAGAGAGUGACUUUUUGACAAGGAGAGAUAUUAUCAAAUCAAAAGUAUUUAAUGAAAGAAAAAAGUUUAGAGGAAUAUAUGAGGAGAGGAAAAAGAAAUUUUCCUGUUAAGCCUGACGAUGAGAUAUGGUGUACUAGUAGACUGUCCUCAGCCUGACACAGAGAUAUGGUGUACCUGUAGACUGUUCCUCAGCCUGACACAGAGAUAUGGUGUACUAGUAGACUAUUCCUCAGCCUAACACAGAGAUAUUGUGUACCUGUAGACUGUUCCUCAGCCUGACGAAGAGAUAUGGUGUACUAAUAGACUGACCUCAGCCUGACACAGAGAUAUGGUGUACCUGUAGACUGUUCCUCAGCUUGACACAGAGAUAUGGUGUACCUGUAGACUGUGUCUCAGCCUGACACAGAGAUAUGGUGUACCUGUAGACUGUUCCUUAGUCUGACACAGAGAUAUGAUGUACCUGUAGACUGUGUCUCAGCCUGACACAGAGAUAUGGUGUACCUGUAGACUGUUCCUCAGCAUGACAGAGAUUUGGUGUACCUGUAGACUGUUCCUCAGCCUGACACAGAGAUUUGAUGUACCUGUAGACUGUUCCUCAGCCUGACAUAGAGAUAUGGUGUACCUGUAGACUUUGUCUCAGCCUGACACAGAUAUAUGGUGUACCUGUAGACUGUUUCUCAGCCUGACACAGAAAAAUGGUUUACCAUUAGACUGUUC
Mytilus californianus (California mussel) is the source of this 1428-nucleotide messenger RNA. RefSeq lists its product as uncharacterized. The transcript has 10 exons. Bases 24 to 821 code for a protein of 265 amino acids. The record is from RefSeq and is a predicted model, not a curated record. NCBI's taxonomy places the organism in Eukaryota, Metazoa, Mollusca, Bivalvia, Mytilida, Mytilidae.